GCGAAAGCUGUCAGCAGACGUAAGAGCGGAGCUGUCAAUCCGAUAUCGAGCGUGAGAUCGGUGCAUCUAUAAAGCAUAACAGGAAAUCGUUCACAAUGGAACACGAGGAAAAACUCGUAUUUAUAAUCAUUUAAAAACGGAUAAGAUCGGAAUUUCGGUGGGGUGGACGAUAGAAUGGCUGCUUGGGAAUGUGAGGAUAGCACAUACAGUAGUACAAGUGAAGCAGAACUAGAUAGUGAUCAUGAAACAGAUAAUGAAUUGGAUGAUCCACAGAAAUUACUUGGGACGUGGCUUGGUGAAUUAGAAAAUUUGAAAUUAGGAUUAGACAACAUUGGGUCCAUGACGAAAGGAUGUGGCUCCGAAAAACUUGCUAUGCCGACUCCUCGGAUGGACAGCUAUCGUUUUUCCAUGGCAAAUUUAGAAGGUUAGUUAAAUUGAUAGUUAUUAAAAAAAUGUUAGAAUAUUGG
This is a messenger RNA of Centruroides sculpturatus (bark scorpion), 467 nucleotides long. RefSeq lists its product as uncharacterized. The coding region runs from base 175 to 429 and encodes 84 amino acids. The transcript has 3 exons. The record is from RefSeq and is a predicted model, not a curated record. NCBI's taxonomy places the organism in Eukaryota, Metazoa, Arthropoda, Arachnida, Scorpiones, Buthidae.